AGCUCAAAUGUGAGGGGUCAUAAUGCUAGAUAAAUACAGUGGUCACGCUGAUUAGGAGGUGUCACGGGCAAAAGCCGGAUCUUUUCCACUGCCCCUCUUUAUCUCACUCUCUCUCAGAGAGUCCCUCCAUUCCUUCAGCUGUCCUCUCGACUGGAAAGUCAUAAUGCCUCACGCAUACCCAUUCCUCAGCCCUGAGCAGAAGAAAGAGCUCAAUGACAUUGCUCUGAGGAUUGUUGCGCCGGGUAAGGGAAUCCUCGCUGCCGACGAAUCCACAGGCAGCAUAGCCAAACGCUUCCAGAGCAUCAAUGCCGAGAACACUGAGGAGAACCGGAGGCUCUACCGUCAACUGCUCUUCACUGCCGAUGACCGUGUCAAGCCUUGCAUUGGAGGAGUCAUCUUCUUUCAUGAAACCCUUUACCAGAAGACUGAUGAUGGCAAGCUCUUCCCUCAGCUCAUCAAGGAGAGAGGCGCGGUAGUGGGCAUCAAGGUUGACAAGGGCGUAGUUCCUCUGGCCGGAACUAAUGGAGAGACCACCACUCAGGGUCUGGAUGGCCUGUAUGAGCGUUGUGCUCAGUACAAGAAGGAUGGAGCUGAUUUUGCCAAAUGGCGUUGUGUGUUGAAGAUUACCCCCACCACCCCCUCCAGUCUGGCCAUCAAAGAAAAUGCUAAUGUGCUAGCACGCUAUGCUAGCAUCUGCCAGAUGCAUGGCAUCGUGCCAAUCGUGGAGCCUGAGAUCUUACCUGAUGGUGACCAUGACCUGAAGAGGUGCCAGUAUGUAACCGAGAAGGUUUUGGCAGCUGUUUACAAAGCCCUGUCUGAACACCAUGUUUACCUUGAGGGCACUCUGCUCAAGCCUAACAUGGUGACUGCUGGCCACUCCUGCUCUCACAAGUACACCCCCCAGGAGAUUGCCAUGGCCACUGUCACUGCCCUGCGCCGCACUGUGCCCCCUGCUGUUCCUGGUAUUACUUUCCUCUCUGGAGGGCAGAGUGAGGAGGAGGCCACAGUCAACCUGAAUGCCAUAAACACAUGCCCCCUGCACAAACCAUGGGCACUCACCUUCUCUUAUGGCCGUGCCCUACAGGCUUCAGCCCUCAAAGCCUGGGGAGGCAAGAAGGAGAAUGGCAAGGCCUGCCAGGAGGAGUACAUCAAGAGAGCCUUGGCCAACAGUGCAGCAUGCAUUGGUAAAUAUGAAUCAACUGGUGAAAAAGGAGCAGCAGCAGGAGAGUCCCUGUUUGUGGCAAAUCAUGCUUAUUAAAGCACCAUCUCCAUUUAGGAAAUAACUGGACUUCCAAUGUUUCACCCUGCUCUCAGUGAGCAUCCUCUUUUCUGUCCUCUAAUUACUCUGUAGUAUAGUAAUAGGGGAUGAGUGGUGUAUUGAGAGAGUGAGAGAAACUCAUAAACUUUGUAGGUGUGAAAGACCUAAAAAAUCUGCCUCCGUGUCCAUGCUUUUUCCAAAGCCAUAAUUCAGCUGGAAAAAUUCUCUGUUUUGUAGGUGUAAGACUUCUUUUUUCAUAUGAUGAUCCCACAUGUUCUUGUCCUAUAAUAGCCAAGAAAUAAAUAACUUACUCACCAA
This is a messenger RNA of Pangasianodon hypophthalmus (striped catfish), 1576 nucleotides long. It is a transcript of the gene aldoab, whose product is annotated as aldolase a, fructose-bisphosphate, b. Gene Ontology annotation, molecular function: fructose-bisphosphate aldolase activity. Bases 164 to 1258 code for a protein of 364 amino acids. Gene Ontology annotation, cellular component: cytosol. NCBI's taxonomy places the organism in Eukaryota, Metazoa, Chordata, Actinopteri, Siluriformes, Pangasiidae. Gene Ontology annotation, biological process: fructose 1,6-bisphosphate metabolic process; glycolytic process. The record is from RefSeq and is a predicted model, not a curated record. The transcript is spliced from 7 exons.